Molecule: messenger RNA, 3439 nt
Organism: Pangasianodon hypophthalmus (striped catfish)
Lineage: Eukaryota; Metazoa; Chordata; Actinopteri; Siluriformes; Pangasiidae
Gene: fam20cl
Product: family with sequence similarity 20 member C, like
Exons: 10
Coding region: 1-1500 (499 amino acids)
Biological process (GO): protein phosphorylation
Cellular component (GO): Golgi apparatus
Molecular function (GO): phosphotransferase activity, alcohol group as acceptor
Source: RefSeq, a predicted model, not a curated record
AUGAGAGUGUGUCGGUGCCGCCGCUUGAAGGGUGUGUGUGCCUUGAUGUUGUGUGUGAUGCUGGCUCUGCACAUGCUGGUAAUUCUACUGGUUCUGUCGACGUUCACCUCAACCUGUGAGCCCAUUCAGAGGCCUCAAACUCAACCUCAUAACCUCACCUCUGCCAACCUCACACACUCUUGCUCUACCAGCACGACUAAGCCUGUGAGACAAAAGCGUGUACGAGAAGCUGAUCUUGCCAAGCUGGAGGCUUUGUUCUCCCACGCGCUGUAUACCCUGCAUGCUCCAUCCAGUCCUGAUGACGACACUCUUCUGCGAAUCCGAACCCAGGAGACCGAGGAGCACAACGCACAGCAGUGGUUAAGUAACAGCAAAGAGGGCUAUGAUCCUGUCCAGUGGAACAGCAGUACAGAGACCCACCCUCCCUGGCUUCGGUUUCACCUCGGCAUCUCCCGUUGGCAGCUGUAUCAGCACCGAGACACCAACCAACCUCUUCUGGAACAGCUGUCAACCCAUCGCAUCAUCAGUGCAGUUCAGAAAACAGGAGGAACGCAGCUGAAGUUGGUGAUUACCUUUUCAAACUAUGGACAAGCGCUCUUCAAGCCCAUGAAGCAAGAGAGGUAUGAAGAGACUAAUGUGAAUCUGUACUAUUUCUCGGACUUUGAGAGGCACAAUGCUGAAAUCGCAGCCUUUCACCUAGACAGGAUUCUGGGUUUCCGGCGUGUACCUCCGGUUGUGGGAAGACUUGUUGAUGUAAUUAAGGAAAUUAAAGACAUCACCAGUGACCACAAAUUGGCCAGGACCUUCUUCAAUUCUCCAGUGGGAAAUUCGUGUUUUUAUGGCCAGUGCUCAUACUAUUGUUCGACGGAGCAUGCAGUGUGUGGCCGACCCCGUGCUCUCGAGGGCUCCCUAGCAGCCAUGUUGCCUGACCUUUCCCUCUCUCCUCGCCGCUCCUGGAGAAACCCGUGGAGGCGCUCAUACAGCCGCAGCAAGCUCGCUCUGUGGGAGAAAACGCCAGCAUACUGCGACGUGGUGAAAAAGACUCCGCCCUAUGACCGAGGCACCCGAUUGGUCGAUCUCAUCGAUAUGACCAUUUUGGACUUUCUGCAAAGUAAUAUGGACAGACACCACUAUGAAACGUUUGAAAUAUUUGGCAACAACACAUUCCUUCUACAUUUAGAUAAUGGAAGAGCGUUUGGUCGUUACUCUAAGGAUGAGCCAUCAAUACUCACUCCUCUCGUGCAGUGCUGCAGAAUCCGCCGUUCCACGCUGCUUCGCCUGCAUCUGCUCUCUUCCCCUCAGUACCGUCUGAGUGAUGUCAUGCGGGCGUCUCUGUCUCAGGAUCCGCUGGCUGCCGUGGCCCCCCUCCUCACCGAGCCUCACCUCUCCGCUUUAGACCGUCGUCUAGUGGCAGUGCUUCAGAGCAUCCAGCGCUGCCUCCUUCAGCACCAACACCACCACGAUGUCAUAUACGAUGACAUCACUGACUACUCCGGCUAGGAAAGUGCUAGUGAUGUUCUUUUAUAAGUGUUAUUGACUGAUUUGUUUACUGUAAUGACUAUUACUGUGCAUUGUGUGCUCACUGAAUGCUCAAAAAUGCACUAAAUGCCAUUAUAGUAUUACAAAUUACAGUCUGGGUGACUAAAAAAAAUGUGACUGUUUUGAAAGCAGAUGGUCACUGGAACAUUGCAUAAGAGCACUUGAUCUUCUUAAGUAGUGACACGACAUGUUGAUUUCUAUUAUAUAUUCAAUUAUAUAACAAAGCACAAUUAGCACACCUUUUUUUUUGGUAUGCUCAUACAUUCAUUCAUCAUCAGUAACCUGCUCAGGGUCGUGGUGAGAUGGGAAAUACCAAAAAUAAAUAUUUAAAUGACUAUAAAGAAAAAAAAAAAUUCUCAAUUUUUCUCUCUUCUGAGACACAUAUAGCCAACCUUCGCAUCUUUUCAAACUGCUGCGUCACAAAGCAGUGUAACAUGCUCGGACGAAAGAGCUAUCCGCCCUCUUCCGCAUACAUGAGCUCACAGAUGUUUCUGAUUGGCUAGUGGUGCUGUGAUUGACAGGAAGGGAGACAGUAUGCCCCUCCUACCCAGACAGCACGGCCAAUUUUGCUCCCUUUCUCCCGAUCUCGAGUACAACUAGGUUAUUUAAAUACGUAAAAGAAGCCUUGUGAUAGCUACUUGGGUAAAAAAUUUUAAUAUGGUGCAGUCAUGAAGUAAGCAAUUUGGAAUUUGAUAAGAAGGUGUGCACAAAUGAAACAUUUCAGAAGUUUGUGUCUUGCAUCUAUUUAAUUGCUAUAUAAUUAAUAUCAUUUAUUUGUCAUUCAGUGUAUUCAGUGUAUGUAUAUAGGUUAUGCUUUUUUUUUUCCGUCAGGUUUCGCAGCUUUCCGUUCAGGAGGUUGCUUAUGAAUUUGAAGAGGUAAAUAUUUCCCCAAAAAAAAAAACCAACAUCUUGCUGCAGUGUCGCAAGAAAUGUUGUGAAAUUGGGAACAGGCUGUAAUUUCUACAUCACUAGUGCACUGUGGUGUUAAAGGCAAUUACGUGACAUGAAGGCACUUCAUGAAGAAGGCCACAGACACACUAUGUAUUCUUUUGGAAAUAAAAUCAAAACACUUGUCACUAGGGUGGUGCACUCAAGGGUACGUCUUUUGUACCAUUACCUGGAAAAAAAGUGAUUGGACUGUACCUUUAAAUCUCAUUUUAAAAUAAAUAAUUGGAGGUUAUAGUCCACUCUGUCGGUUUACAUUUACAUUUAAUAAAAGUGUCCUUUUAUUCUGACAGUGCAUGGAAUGAUAGGAACUUUAUAUUUAAAAAUAAAAAAAAAUCUCUAUUUCUAAUAAAAUGUUUGUAAAUAUAAAAAAAAUAUGGUGCACUGGGCUUUAAUCAUAUUCAUAUGAUUAUGAUUGUUAUGCAAGCAAUUAGAAACAUUAUCUACUUCAUUCAAUAAUCUGUCCGUUUUUCUUAAUCCAUUAUAAUCCUUACAAUACUUUAGAAUUUUCUGAUAUAAAAAAAAGUCAUAUUAAUAGGAAUGUACUGUACAUAGCUUUAUGGUGCUUUAGUCCAAGAAACGCGACCUUUUCCUAUUUCUUUUUUAAUUUCAGAUUUUAUCUUUUUCUAUUGAACGAUAAUUUUUUACCAUAAAGUCUUUCUUUCCUAAAUAAAGAAUGCUCAAAAGACUUUUUUUAAGGGACUGACUUCAUUUCAUAUUUAAGUAUCCCACUAAUUCUGGCUCAUUGAUAUUAUUAUUAAAUAAGGAAGUGUAAGACGUAACUGCUGACCAAACUCAAAAGAACCCUCGUCACUUCCCCAGCUCGUGUAUAGACUGUAAACAUCCUCAAUCAAGCUGUCACUGUCUUUAAAACCCCUGAAAAUAUCAUUUCUAGUUGAAACAACAAACAGAAUUUAGCAUAUGCCGAUUUAUUUAUACGUUAUACUGUAUAGAA